AAUCUAACCUUUCUACGUUGAUAAUAUUGCUAUUGGUGCAUACCGUGCAAUGGAGAAAGGCAUCUUCGUUAGUUGCUCUGCUGGAAAUAAAGGCCCUUCAACUGAGUCUUUGGCUAACGAGGCCCCGCGGGUUCUCACUCUUGGGGCAAGCACCAUAGACAGAAAGAUAAGGGCCAGUGCUUUGCUUGGAAAUCAUGAGGUUUUAGAGGGAGAAUCAGCUUUCCAACCUGUGGACUUCCCUUCAACCUUGUUACCUCUAGUUUAUCCUGGAUCUGCGGCUGCAUAUUGUAGCUCAGAAUCAUUAAACAGCGUUGAUGUCAAAGGACUAGUGCUAUGUCAGACAGGUGAGAUAUCAGCAAUUACCGGAGGGCGAAAUGUGAAGGCUGCUGGUGAUGCUGCAACGAUCAUCAUGAACCAGGAGCAUGAGGGUUAUACAACAUCAGCCGAAGCUCAUGUUCUACCUGCAACAGAUGUGAGUUAUGCUGAUGCAGUCAAGAUAAUGGCUUACACGAGCUCUACAAACUCGCCCACAGCAACAAUAUUCUUCAACGGAACUGCCAUUGGAGAUUUUCAUGCUCCAGUGGUUGCUUCAUUUUCUUCUAGAGGGCCAAAUCAGGCAAGCCCUGGCAUUCUCAAACCAGACAUCAUAGGUCCUGGGGUAAACAUCCUUGCAGCAUGGCAUAAAUCUGUGGAUAACAACACAAAUACAAAAGCGACGUUCAACAUAAUCUCUGGCACUUCAAUGUCUUGUCCUCAUCUUAGAGGUUUCACAGUUUUGCUCAAGAGUGAACACCCUGAUUGGUCUCCUGCUGCCAUUAAAUCUGCAAUUGUGACAACGGCUAAUAGCCUGAACCUUGAAACCCAACCUAUUGAGGAUCAGACGCUCCAACCUGGGAAUGUCUUCGCCACUGGUGCAGGCCAUGUGAACCCAUCGGCGGCAAACAAUCCAGGACUAGUCUACGACAUUGAAACUAAUGACUACAUACCGUAUUUAUGCGGGCUAUAUAACAAUGACACAGCUGUUAGGCUCAUUCUGCAACGUCCAGCGAGUUUGCUCAGCGGAACAAGUAUCCCCGAGGCACAACUAAAUUAUCCUUCUUUUUCCAUCAUUCUGGGAUCAAAUUUAGAGAGAUAUACAAGGACAGUGACCAAUGUUGGUGAGGCUAAUUCAUCUUACACAGUCCAGAUCGCCCCACCAGCUGGUGUAGAUGUGAUUGUGGAACCAAGCACACUCAACUUCUCAGGGUUGAACCAGAAAAUCACGUACACAGUUACAUUCGCCCGAUUGGCAAAUUCUGGCAGUGCUGGCUAUUCUCAACGAAUUCUUACAUGGAAUUCAGACAAACACUCUGUUAGGAGUCUAAUUUCAGUGAUUCUAAAUUCUAUGUAA
This is a messenger RNA of Coffea eugenioides, 1390 nucleotides long. RefSeq names its product subtilisin-like protease SBT1.7. Gene Ontology annotation, molecular function: serine-type endopeptidase activity. NCBI's taxonomy places the organism in Eukaryota, Viridiplantae, Streptophyta, Magnoliopsida, Gentianales, Rubiaceae. The transcript is spliced from 2 exons. Gene Ontology annotation, biological process: proteolysis. The coding region runs from base 50 to 1390 and encodes 446 amino acids. The record is from RefSeq and is a predicted model, not a curated record.